ACACCGUAUUCCCAUCCAGGUUCAUCCUCCGUCAGUAUUAAAAUUGGAAGUGUUGCAUUUCUAUUUUCCUUAUUUCUUAAAUCUAGGGUUAGGGUUUGUGAGUGUGAAAUAAUUACAUGGAAAGUUCUGCUUCUGCUUCUACUAGAAUUCGGUAUUUCCGCUGUAGUUUAUUCGAGCGUUGCUGUUUCUGUCGCUGUUUCUGCUGUUGCUGUACAUAUCCUUGAGUCUAAAGUUUCGGAUUUUGUUUGGUUUAUUUAAUUGUUUCUUGUUUUGAUAUGGAUUUAUCGCAAUCCCAAUCGGGUCUAUCGCUAGGGUUUCACUCACACACAUCAUCGAAUCCAAUUCCUUUACAGUUACUUGACCAAAAAGAAGAGAAUUUCAACCUGAUUUUGAAAAAUGAUAAUAAUGAUGAUAAUUUAACUGAGGAAGAGGAGAAUUUUAGCAUUUUAGGUCACCCAAUGUGUCUGAAGAGGCAAAGAGGAGGCGAUGGUCAAUCAUCCUCAUCAUCAUCGUCAUCACCUAACCCUUCCAAGCGAACUGCCAUCGAACCACCUGGGCUUGAGUCUCGGCGAGCCAUGGUUCGAGCUUGGGGGAACCAGCCACUUCCUUUUGCAGACCCAGAGAUUCAUGAAAUUAUGGAGAAAGAGAAGCAGAGGCAAAUUAAAGGUAUUGAACUUAUAGCUUCUGAGAAUUUUGUUUGUCGGGCUGUUAUGGAAGCUCUUGGUAGCCACUUGACUAAUAAAUACUCUGAGGGAUUGCCUGGGUCGAGAUAUUACACGGGUAAUCAGCUUAUUGACCAGAUAGAAUCAAUAUGUUGUAAUCGGGCACUAGUGGCGUUUGGGCUUGAUUCUGAUAAAUGGGGUGUCAAUGUGCAGCCGUAUUCAUGUACUUCUGCAAAUUUUGCUGUUUACACUGGGCUUUUGUUACCUGGGGAUAGGAUUAUGGGUUUGGAUUCUCCUUCUGGCGGGCAUUUGAGCCAUGGGUAUUGUGUUCCUGGAGGUAAAAAGGUGUCUGCUUCGUCCAUUUUCUUUGAGAGUCUGCCUUAUAAAGUGAAUCCUCAAACUGGCUAUAUUGAUUAUGAUAAGAUGGAGGAGAAGGCUAUGGAUUUUAGACCCAAGAUACUUAUUUGUGGUGGAAGCUCAUACCCGAGGGAAUGGGAUUAUGCCAGGUUUAGGCAAGUUGCUGAUAAGAUUGGAGCGGUGCUAAUGUGUGACAUGGCUCAUAUUAGUGGCCUUGUAGCAGCUAAGGAGUGUGCAAGUCCAUUUGAUUAUUGUGAUGUUGUUACUUCCACGACUCAUAAAAGUCUUCGAGGUCCAAGAGGAGGAAUAAUUUUUUUCCGGAAGGGCCAAAAAUCAAGGAAGCAAGGAAAUCUUCUUAAUCAUGGUGAUAGUAGUAGCCAUUAUGAUUUUGAAGAAAGGAUAAACUUUGCAGUUCAUCCAUCAUUACAAGGUGGUCCUCACAAUAAUCACAUUGCUGCUCUUGCUAUAGCCUUAAAACAAGUAGCUAGCCCAGAGUAUAGAACAUAUAUGCAACAGGUGAAGAAAAACGCCCGCACGUUAGCAUCUGCCUUAUUGAGAAGAAAAUGCAGAUUGGUGACUGGGGGUACUGACAACCAUUUGUUGCUAUGGGAUCUAACUACUCUUGGCUUGGCAGGGAAGAACUAUGAGAAAGUAUGUGAAAUGUGUCACAUCACUUUAAAUAAAAGUGCUAUAUUUGGUGAGAAUGGUGCUAUCUGUCUUGGUGGGGUGAGAAUUGGCACUCCUGCUAUGACAUCAAGAGGCUGUUUAGAGGGUGAUUUUGAAACGAUUGCUGACUUUCUUCUUAGGGCAGCUCAAAUCGCGUGUGCGAUACAAAGGGAACAUGGGAAAAUUCAGAAAGAGUUUCUCAAGGGUCUACAAAACAAUAGAGACAUUGUUGAGCUCCGAAAUCGCGUUGAGACAUUUGCUUCCCAGUUUGCAAUGCCAGGAUUUGACUUUUGAAAAUGUAAAAGAGGCAACUUGCUUGCUUGCGUGAUUGUCUUCUUGCUUCUAUGGCUUCCUCUUAAUGGUAAUCUGUUCAUUUCUUACAUACUAUAUUUUUCAUUCAUAUCUUGUAAAUUACAGAUAUAGGUGAAUCUUCUGGAUAUGCUGAGGAAAUAUAGCAAUAUCUAUUUUUGGAAUUGUAUUUUCCUGAUUUUGUAAAGAUUCAAAAAAAAAAAAAAGUUAUUUACCUCUA
Messenger RNA from Ricinus communis (castor bean), 2214 nucleotides. Its product is annotated as serine hydroxymethyltransferase 7. The record is from RefSeq and is a predicted model, not a curated record. Gene Ontology annotation, biological process: L-serine catabolic process; folic acid metabolic process; tetrahydrofolate interconversion. Lineage: Eukaryota; Viridiplantae; Streptophyta; Magnoliopsida; Malpighiales; Euphorbiaceae. Gene Ontology annotation, molecular function: pyridoxal phosphate binding; serine binding; cobalt ion binding. Gene Ontology annotation, cellular component: cytoplasm. The transcript is spliced from 4 exons. The coding region runs from base 276 to 1979 and encodes 567 amino acids.